AGUUUCUUUUCUGCCAUUUCUCCGCCCGCCAACAUUAUCCCCUUUCUCUCUCUCUCUCCUUUAAACACAGACAUACUAUAUAACCCUCUUUCUCUCUCUCUCUCUCUCUCUGUUUUGAGUUCUCUUCUUUCACCCUUUCAUUCCUUCUCUCAAAUUCCUCAUUCCAAACCUUCAAUCCACGAGUUUCCGCGUUAACCCUCUACUUUCUCUAACCUCUGCUCCUUUUUCUUUCUCUUUUCUUCGCUUCCUCAAAAUGGACCUUCUCCUGGGUCCCACUUUCACCAUCGACGUCUCCUCCUCUCCGCCGCCGCUCUUUCCCUCCCAAGCCGCUCGCUUCUCCGCCGACUCCUCCGAAACCUCCUCCUCGAUCGGAACCCCGGACGACACCGACGAUGAAAACGACGCCGUUUCGUCCCAACGAAACCAAAACAACUCAGACCACGACGACGACGAACAAGAACAACAACAAGUUCACAACACUUUGAAGAGUUUGGCCUCUCUCGAUUCCCUUGAAGACUCUCUUCCCAUUAAGAGGGGUUUGUCGAAUCAUUUCAUGGGAAAAUCGAAGUCAUUCACGGAUCUGUCACAGGUGAACACAGUGAAGGAACUGCAGAAGCAAGAGAACCCUUUCAACAAGCGAAGAAGGGUUCAGAUAGCAUCAAAGUGGUCCCGGAAAUCCUCCUUCUACACUUGGUCCAACCCAAAAUCGAUGCCCCUUUUACCUCUUCUCGAAGAUGAAGAUUUUUACCAACACAACCCCAAAAAAGUUUCCCCAUCGUCUUCUUCUUCCUCUUCAUCAGAGGAAAAAAAACACCAACAUCAACUUAUGGAGACACAGCAACCACAACCUAAGUCCUAUGUUGAUCACAUGAGGCUUAAAUUUGGGAGCUUUAAGUCUAGGAGUCUCUCGGAUCUGAAAGAACAUGAUGAAGAAGAAGAAGAUGACGAUGAUGAUUAUCAGUGAUUUUUGGAUUAAUAAUAUGUUUAGGUUGUAAAUAUAAUUAUAUUUUUAAUUUAGUUUAAA
This is a messenger RNA of Vigna unguiculata (cowpea), 1024 nucleotides long. Its product is annotated as protein OXIDATIVE STRESS 3 LIKE 4-like. Lineage: Eukaryota; Viridiplantae; Streptophyta; Magnoliopsida; Fabales; Fabaceae. The record is from RefSeq and is a predicted model, not a curated record.